AUGUUCCUUUUUGUAGAGCCUCAUUCACCGCAGGCGUUAGGUGCACUAAAUCGUUAUUUCCCGGUCAAAGGACACGAGAACCGUUCGGUUCUAAUUCGUAAGUCGGCGUUGGUUAAGAGCUUGAAAUCAGGAAGGCAGAUCGUGGCGAACAAUAACGAAAUGGGUGACGUACCAACCGUGCCCUUACGGUUCCUCAACCAGCCGGACCAGACAGGUUAUGAGUUAUGGAGCACGACGGCAGGGAAGCUGAGUCCUUUGUUUUCAAGGGGUUAUACUCUGCCUGCUAGAGUUGGUAGGGAAAUGACGACUUAUCGAAUAACUGACGACCUGGGAAUGAUUCAUUGCAAAUUUCUGGGAGCCGCUGGCGCCUCCAUCAGUGGUCAAUCCAGUGGUGGCGAGAAAGCCCAGCUGGGUCCGUUUAGUGCAAGAAUUGUUCACUGGCUGAAAACUGUUCGUCCAAACCGGACGUUUGUCUGGUUGCUGGAUCGAGCUACGAGGAAGCCCCACGAUUUACAUGAAGCGGCGAUUUGCUGGCUGGAUGAAAGUGACCAAAUGAGUCUUGCAGAAUACACUAGAAAUCGUGCCCGCGAAAUGUAUAGUACCACACUUCGGUAUGUUGCCAGACUCAGAGCAAAUUUAGCCCACAUUGUUACUGCCGAAGACACUAGCCCGUACGAUCCUGAUGCCUCCCACUCUAGCGGUCCUCGUAGACCAGCGUCUUUGCGACCAGAUAUACCUACCUUCCAAAAAAAUGCCGCCAAAUGGUCGUACAUCAUGCUUCGCGACUGGUAUGAUGAUUUCAAGUUCACAUUCGACAUAGCUGUACAGCUUGUACACUUCCUGGAACGUCAUUAUUGGUCAUUCGGACUCAACGCCUGCAUGAUAUCCGAGGAGCUCAUCAAUCUAUACGGAUUCAAACUUUAUAUGCCCCACAACAUGGAUUCUUUGUCUGAGCUACGAGGACUGUUUGAACAAGGACCCAUUCUCGUGACCAAUGCCCCAGAGAAUAAAUUUAGGCGACGGCACCCCCUUGUACAAGAAAACCUUUCAACGGGUCCAGCGCUCUUGGAUACAGUCUUCUCCGAUGUUCCCAAUGACCCCAAAUCUAAUGAUUCCCACUCCGAAUCUAAUGAUUCCCCGUUCGAAUCUAACGAGUCCCGAUCUUCUCGGAGGGAGAUUGGUAAGGGUACCAGAGGUGGUUUGUUCACUGGGAGUUUGUUACAUCCAAUUUAUGUGGCUCAAAAUAUAGAGUUGGAUUUGGAUAGUGUGCUGUACAUCUCGCAGUCACCAAUAAACUUGUGUCCUUAUGGCCUACGGAGUGAUGUAUACGAUCUACUUUCGGUUUUAUCUGGACUAUGGUUGGAUAAGAUUUAUAGUGCGAAUAAAUUGCUGGGAAAGCCUGUGGGACCGAAGUCAGAUCCAUCUCAGACAAAUGUGCCGACUGGUAUGACUGCGGCCAAUCUACUACAGUAUGCUGAUCUGUUGGGUAAGACACAAGUGUCACCCUGGAAAGAGGUGGCUCAAUUCUUCCACCUAGUUCCGCAGUUCCUGACGUCAAUAAACAUGACGCCCUUCCUUAACGAGAUUUUGGAUGUUGAUGAUGACACAACCAGUCACAUGAUGCGAUGCAUCGGCGGAGGCGGGACCAAGACCCUUUUUGCCAUCGUGGAAGAAGCCAAACAGCCCUCCGUCACCAAACGCCGAUCGCGCUACUGGAAAAACGUCCCUCUCGUCAACGAAACCUGCUUCAAUACACUACCACCACUCCAACUCACUCACUCAGAACGACUCUACCACCCUCAAGAACUCGUACACCAGUUCGACCCAUGGCUACAACAAUGGAAACAUAUCCUAGACGUCAUGCACGCACAAGUAGAAAAUCUCAAGAUGCUUACACACUCUUGUGCUGCAUAA
Messenger RNA from Gregarina niphandrodes, 1914 nucleotides. RefSeq lists its product as hypothetical. The transcript has a single exon. The record is from RefSeq and is a predicted model, not a curated record. Lineage: Eukaryota; Apicomplexa; Conoidasida; Eugregarinorida; Gregarinidae. The coding region runs from base 1 to 1914 and encodes 637 amino acids.